Messenger RNA from Pieris macdunnoughi, 429 nucleotides. The record is from the annotation of a GenBank genome assembly. Lineage: Eukaryota; Metazoa; Arthropoda; Insecta; Lepidoptera; Pieridae.
AUGCUGCUUCCCCUUUCCCCUUCCCCCGCCUGCUGUUUUUUCCUUUUGACCAAAUUCAACGUAUUCAAUAGCCAAUCUAUUACUGAUCGGCUUUGUUCUCUCUCUCUACGCAGAAACAUUGCCCCUCUAUGCGUCUUCUACAAAGUGUAUUAUGCAGAGUGUUCUGAAGAGUUGAUUGAGUUAAUAUAUCUUGCCUCUUUUGAUCAUGGUACGAGCCGUAUAAACUUCAGAUUUCAUCUGCAUUACCUGAUGGCUGGAAGUCUUCUACGGCCCGGUUCACUAGGCAUUCUUCAUUUUUUCGCUAGCGAUCUGUGGCAUGGUCUUCCGGUGGAGGUCUUCCCAGGGCGAUACGACCUUCAUUUGUGUAAAAAAAGAGACCUUCCUUUAAAGGCCGUUAAAAUGGGUGUCAUGGACUAUGACUGCACUUAA